AUGAUCACAAACGGAGAAAAGUACGCCUGCGAGAGUUGCAUUCGCGGCCAUCGUGUCGCUCAGUGUCAACAUACGGGUAACUACAUCAUCUAUGGCUUUUCAAGACUGAUACUGACGCAUUCAGAUCGCCCGCUCCAACAUGUCGGAAAAAAGGGCCGUCCGGUAUCGCAGUGCAAUCACUGUCGCACUCUUCGAACCUCGAGAUCAGUUCAUACCAAGUGCAAGUGCGGCUCAACUUCUCGUCAGGUCACCCUCAAGCUGUUCGGUGAAGAGCGAUGCCUUUGCCGUGAGGGAGGCGACUGCACGUGCGCGUACAAGACUGGCCAGAAGCAUUGCGGGUCAUCUACUUCCUCACCCUCAGUAAUUUCCGGCGAAAAAAGUCCCGAGAUACCUGAGACGGCCGGCAUCAGUCCUCAUCUAGCGUACGCAACACCGUUUAUGACGAUAGGUGAGGAUAGUCGUGGUAGCGAAUCCUCUUAUGCCCUCAGCAGUCAUCCAGAAUACGCAACACCGUUUAUGGCGAUGGAUCCGGAUGUUCCUGUUCGCGCCGGCACACAGCCUGGAUUCAUCCCUGAUCACCUGAACGGCGAACAUACCCCGCCAGUCAGCUUUACCCCGAGCGAACCUGUCCAUGAGAAGGACCCCCGGGCGCCACCCGACAAUGUCACCCAUCUCACCACAUCUCAAACACCAGAUUGGCUCGGGGAUUUGGAUUCAGUUCUGGGGCCAAUGCCAGACGAACCGGCGAAAUUCCUUAUGCCGGAAUUCGAUGAUCCAUUAGUAUCAAUGGACCCUUCCCAUCUGGCUCAAGUCUGGGACGAUCUGACACUACCCGAACAGCCCGAGAAUCUAGAUGAGGUUCUUGCACUUGGCACAGACUUGCCCUCGAUUCCUUUUGAACAUGAGGACCAUCUAGAGAGUUUUGAGUACGGAUCAUGA
Messenger RNA from Fusarium vanettenii 77-13-4, 939 nucleotides. RefSeq lists its product as uncharacterized. Gene Ontology annotation, molecular function: DNA-binding transcription factor activity, RNA polymerase II-specific; copper ion binding; RNA polymerase II cis-regulatory region sequence-specific DNA binding. NCBI's taxonomy places the organism in Eukaryota, Fungi, Ascomycota, Sordariomycetes, Hypocreales, Nectriaceae. The record is from RefSeq and is a predicted model, not a curated record. Bases 1 to 939 code for a protein of 312 amino acids. Gene Ontology annotation, biological process: positive regulation of transcription by RNA polymerase II; intracellular iron ion homeostasis; intracellular copper ion homeostasis. Gene Ontology annotation, cellular component: nucleus. The transcript is spliced from 2 exons.